Molecule: messenger RNA, 1436 nt
Organism: Linum tenue
Lineage: Eukaryota; Viridiplantae; Streptophyta; Magnoliopsida; Malpighiales; Linaceae
Source: the annotation of a GenBank genome assembly
AUGGAAAUCGCUAUGGAAACUCUCGCCGCUUUAAGACUGAGUGAAGGAGACAGCGGAGAAUCCAUCAUGAGAUGGAGAGGCGCAAGACGCGAGAAGGCUAUCGGGAUUGGCUGCUGCAUUUCUGGGAGGGGGGCUCACUCUACUGGGGGAGGUUCUUCAGCUCAGAAGAAGAAUGGCAGAGGUCCUGGAAUAGGGGUGAAGCCUGGAGAUGGCCUUCACCUUGAGAUACAUGACAACAGGAUCGUCACACCACAGGCUGCCCAUGAACUCACUACUAUCUUCAAAAGGGGCAUCAUUGGUCCAUGGAUUAAGUUCUCGGAGUACCCUGCUUCUGCUUUGCAGACCGUGAUUGCUCGUUUCAAGGAAUCUGGGUUCACAUGCUCUCUUUCAGAAGAAGAACUCAAUGUUCAUCUCAAGGAACACAUCAAGAGGAACUUUUCCCAGUGGAUGUAUGGGUUCCGCAACCGAGUCUUUAAUCAAUAUCCUACCCUUGCUGAAAGGAUUAACAAUCCACCUACUGAAAUCCCUGCUUAUAUUUGGAGGGAAAUGGUUAACAAGUGGAGUGAUCCAAACUGGAAGAGCACCAGUGAUAAGAACAAAGCCAAUCGUGAGAAGUCUGAGCUCACUACUACUGGCGGAUCAGUUCCCAUGGCGAAGUUUAGGCUUGAUCAGAUCAAGAAGACGGGAAAAGAACCAGAUCAUGUAGAGACAUUCAAGAAGUUCCAUGUGAAGAAGGGCAAUGGUGAAUUCACCACCCCAAAAGCUCAGACCAUACAUGCUGAAUUGAAGAAUAAGGAAGCUGAGAAGUUGAGUCAAGGGGAAGAGGUGAACCAGUUUGCGAUUUAUGGUGAGGUUGUAGGAAAACAGCCUAGGAAACGUGUGUUGGGAAUGGGUUAUGGGGUAACUGGUGUGGAUGUUUUUGGCCCUACCUCCGGUCAGGGCUGCAGCAAAAGGUGUGAAGAGGACCGAAGGCAAGAGAAGGCGAAGAAUGAUGAGAUGAUAAGAAUGCUGAAAGAAGAGCUAGUGCAGGUGAAGAAUGGAAUUCCUCAGAUUGUCGAGGAUACAUUGAAGAGGCUAGGAGUUACUUUGGCAGAGCUGGAGACAAGGGGGGUGAAUGAUGAAGAUGAAGAUGGAGACGAGGAAGUGAAUGAUGAAGAUGCGGAUGCUAUUGAUGAUGAGAACAGCUCCCCCUGAUGAUGAUGAUGAUUACUAAGUUUGCAGCGCUUGGAAGAAGGCAGCAGUAGGAACUUUGCAAGUUCCAAUUUUCAAUCGGAAGUUUGCAGCUAGGAAGAAGGCAGUCUUAGGAACUUUGCAAGUUCCAUUUUUCAAUCGGAUUAUGUUUAUGUUUAUGUUUUGUUUUGUUAAGUGUUUGGUUGUUUUGUUUUAUGUUUGAACAAGUGUUGAAGGUGGUCUCCGUUUAAGACAGUUUUGGUGGU